CUCAUUUCUUCAAGGGUAUGAGUCGGAAGGAAGGAGAUGCAUUGAAUUUGAAAUGGAAGCGGGUCGGAUCACCGAGCGAUUCUGAGUCGAAACGUAUACGGAUCGAGAAAGAGGGAUGUUUUCAGUAAGUGAGGAAGAAGGUGGUGGAGAUGAGUCCGACGGGCCGGGGAGAGAGAAGGUGAAAAGAAAGGAGAAAGAAGAAUCGAAAGAAAAGGAAAGUAGCGGCAGGAUGUGUGAUGGAGAGCGUAGUGAGGGUAUCAUGAAGAGGGACAGAGGCGGCAGAGGAAUUACGUUGAUGGUGUUGAGAGAAGAGGUAUCGUCCUGGUGGACGAUGGAGUGGCUCAAUCGGUUUUGGGUAUUCGUAAUUAGAAACCCCAGCUGCCCAGACCUUGGCCACCUCGAACACCGGCCCGUCGCCGGCUCUCGCAACGGCCACGCCACCUGGCGUCUCCUUCGUCAUCCAGCACUGCCACAAAUUCAGGGGCCGCCAAGGGAGAGGAGGUGGAAAAAGAGGGAGACGAGACAAGAGACGAAAAACAACAACGAUUGUGCGUUUGGCCAACUCGGUCGGCGCGGAUUCAUAUACCUGUCAUACCUAGGCAAUCCACAGUUGGAUGUAUUCCAGGCUUACAUGGGCGUAUUCAAAACCAGUCACGGAAGCCGUUCUGUCCUGAGACAUUUCGGCACCAGAUACACUACAUGCGUGCUAGCUCAUCGUGUAGCGUACGACCGGAAAGGGAAGAGGCAAAAGAGGAUAUACUAGCUGAGCCGAAGCAUCCGAGAAAAUCUACAACUUCGUCUACUGACUCUAACUGUGGGAGAGGAUGAGAGGAUGACGGGUGGGUAGGUAAAAAAGAGAGAGAGAGACUGUGACGCUAAGUAGGCGAAAUCCCCUCCUUCUCCUCUCCUCCCGUUAAAAGAGGAAAUAAACAUCGAAUUUAUCUGCUUCGUUAUAAUAAUAAGAUUAAUAGAUUCGACGGUUAUUUUCUUGUUUAAUAG
Durotheca rogersii is the source of this 999-nucleotide messenger RNA. RefSeq lists its product as uncharacterized. NCBI's taxonomy places the organism in Eukaryota, Fungi, Ascomycota, Sordariomycetes, Xylariales, Xylariaceae. The transcript has a single exon. Bases 116 to 763 code for a protein of 215 amino acids. The record is from RefSeq and is a predicted model, not a curated record.